CAUGCGUUGUUGUCAUCUGGUUUUCGAGGAGUCCGAUCUCAUCUUUGAGGAGUUCCAGAUGGAAGUCCUGGCCAUAAUGUAGCACGCUAGAGCGGCUUUGGUCAAAAACGAUGAGCUCUUUGGACAAACCAUCGUGACGAGUGAGCGAUGGAUGGCCAGUGUGGGUGCAUUUCUGGCCAAGUUCUUUUUAGACAUGAACCUGGUGGGUCCGACGAUAUGUGUUGGCAAUCCCAUGGAAGCGGCCAUUUACGGACGGAUCACGCACAUUGCUUCCUUGUUCCAAGACCAAGAGUAUAAACUGAGGGCUCUCGUGGAUAUCGUGAGCAAAUAUCGAGGCAAACCCGGUCAAACCCUUCUGAUCAUUUGUCAGAAUGCGGUCACGGCUGCCCAAGUCAAAGCGCAUCUCCUCUCUCGGCUACAACUCAAAUCUUGGGUCAUCGACGAGAGCAUGAAAAACGAACACGAGUUAAACGAAGUUUUAGAGACUUGGGCCCAGGUCCAAAUGGGUCAAGCGAAUUUGUAUCCGUUGAUUGUCACCGAUCUCGCCGGAUCACAAUCCAGUGGCUUCGCCAAUGUCAUCAUCCAUUUCGACGUGGCUACCUCCAAAGAGCGUCUUAGACACAGGUUUUGGUACCUCUCGGAUUAUUUUGGAAAUUUCUACCAGAGCCAAGACGACCCCAAGGCUAAGAAGAGUCAUGCAACCGUGCACAUGAUGCUCACCCCGAGCAACGUGAACGAGAUUAAUACGCUGUUCCAAUUCUUGAAGCGAUCCAACCGGAAUCGAGUCCCGAAAAGUCUGUCCGAGUUCUACCUCAAGGUCAUGUCCAAUCGAGCCAAGAACAAGGUGCAUCGCUCGCUUUGUCAAGAGCUAAAAGCCUUGGGGCGUUGCAAGGAAUUAUGGCGAUGCCCGUUUCGACAUUAUUUGUUGAAAGAGGUCGACUUUGAUGGCAAUCCGUUCCCGAGGGCAUCCAUCAUUUAUUUUGAGGUCACGCAAGUGCUCUCACCAAUCCGUAAUCUCGUCAAAAUCAAGCAAAUCCAAGAAUCCGGGGCGAAGAAGCGUCAAGAUUUCAUUGCGAAUCCGAGCAAAUUGAGUCGCAAGUUGUUUCUGCUCAAGAGAGCUCAAUUGGAAAUCAUCCCGGAUAUCAAGAUCCUCCUCGAAUCUGAUACCCUCAAACAUGGCCAAUUGUUCCUGAUGGAAGACGAAGGCUUCUUUCAACGCAUUGAAGUCCUCUCUUUCCGCUCUCCCAACGAGUUCUCCUUGGCCUUGCAGGUCUGGUUGGUGGAUGAUGGCUUGAUCCAAGAGAGAAUAGAUCCGCUCAUGUUCAAGCUACCCGACGAGUAUUCUGAGGCUCAUUAUCCUCGUCAAUCACACGAGUUGAUCUUGGCCAAUCUCAAGCCUCCGUUGAAAAACUUAGAGUGGCCUCUAGAUGCCAUAAACUUGAGUGAAGAUCGAUUGUAUCCUCCAGAGAUCCUACAUUACGAGGAUGGAGACGAGGAAUUCGACGGGAACGCCAAGAUUUGUCGUUCCAAAGUGAUCCUGGGGCUGCGCAAAAUGGUUUGGGUGAAACAGAUCCAAUUGUUGGAAAAGUUCACGGUCAACCUCAAAUGGUCGUGUGUGGGAGAAAUGCGGGAUUUAUUGCUCAAGAAGAACUUGGCCAUUCAAGAGACUGAGCUCACGGAAAAGCUCGACCAACUUUGCUUCAAAGCCGGAAUACCCGGGCCAAUUCUGGACUGCAACGCUAACAACGAGAAACAACAGUCCACGAAACCCAAGUUGAUAUCGGAACAACCCUUGGUAUUACGUUGGGCCUUCUUUCCCACGGCCUCGGAAGUGGUUUUGAUCACUCAUGUCAAUUCACCUGAUUACUUUCAUGUCACGCUUGAGAAGUUCUCCAAACAGUUAGACCAGCUUGAAUUGGACUUGAAGAAAUUGGUCGAUGAUAAAAAGGUCAAGGCUAUUCAAGGAUCUCCGGAAUUAGAAAAGGUUUUCAUUCACCGGGAUAACGAGAGUUGUGCUCGAGUCCAAGUCUUGGACAAUUCCAACGAAGACAAAGUGUUGGUGCUUUUCGUGGACUCGGGGUUAUGUAAAUUGGUCAAAGUUGAGGACCUCUUCCCCAUUCCGAGAAAUAUGGUCGAGAUUCUGCCUUUUCAAGCCAUUGAGUGCGCUUUUAACAACAUUUUGCCUCUGAACGAGGAUUGGGAUCGGAGUGCGAGUGAAUAUCUCCGCCAACAAAUCUUCUUGAAAGAAACCCUUUUACCUCAACCUUUCUUUCUGAUUCCGUUUCUGAAAGGGGAGUCCGAUUACACUGAUUGUAAUCAAUAUCUAGUCUCUAUGACCUCGACGGUCAGUCACAAGGUCUUAGAAAACCGACUGGUGAGUAAAGGCUGGGCUCAAUUUGAAGAUGAGAUGAGGAAGCUGCCAGACUUUUCGAAUUUCGAUGACGCGGUUGAGGAAGAAGAAGAAGCAAACUCGGACGCCAUCGAUGAAGCUCUUUUCCAACGUAGGAUCGAUCCCGAGGAAUUUGAUUCUGAUGAAGUGGACAUCCUCCCGCCCAAAAUAAUGGAGAGGCAGAAGAAGGCCAAAACGAGUGGCUUUCCCGAGCUCUCUGGUCCACUUGGACCGGAUAGUUGGCGACCGCUUCCGAGCUUAGAAUUGACCCCUGAUUUGCCCUCUUUGGCCGUGUCUCAAGGGGAAUUUCAGACCAAGUUGCCGGCUCUGGUACUCUGGUCUCAAGAUCGAACGGAUGUUCUGGUUUUGAAGGUUAAUCUUCAACUUGACGGGAAACUUCACGAGAACAACGUGUUCGUUCAGAUCCACCCGCAAAGUGUGGAGUUCUCCUAUUUGGAGGUGAUCUUGGGACAAGAGCCUCGGUUGGACGAGUACGUGGUUCACAAGUUCCCGCAAGCCCUCCAUUUAUUCGGUGUGGUUGAUCCAGAAAAAAGCGAACUCUCGUUUGGAUCCACGUCGAUCAUGUUGACCCUCAAAAAGACGGUCAUGUGUUCCUGGAAGUGUUUGGCCACUCUAGACGGAAAGAAGGUGUCGUAUUCUUGGCUCAAAUCUGACCUCGAUCAUUUCGAUACGGAUUCCGAGGACGAUGGCAGUGAGGAUGAGCAUCGGAUGAGGGCACAAAAAUCCGAAACCGAAUUGGAAUCCGCUCAAAGUAUCCCCCAAGAACCGAUCAAAAUCAAGACCUCGGAUGAAAUCGAUCAGGUCUACGGUCAUGAUCUCAAACCUGCAGGCUAUUCCUCGGAUGAACCUCGACGCUCUUCAUCGAAAUCCAUGUCCGAGGAAAGUGAAGGAGACGGCUUUGAGCCGACCAAUCCAUUGCCAAUGCGAAAACGCCCCUUGGAACAAAACCCGGAUGUGUAUUAACGAAUGUAUUGGAGACCAAUGAGAAUAUCGCAUCUUUUAGUAAGGCUAUUAAUAUAUUCAUAUGAAUUUUCUAGAAUAA
Messenger RNA from Tigriopus californicus, 3452 nucleotides. RefSeq names its product putative ATP-dependent RNA helicase TDRD12. The record is from RefSeq and is a predicted model, not a curated record. Lineage: Eukaryota; Metazoa; Arthropoda; Copepoda; Harpacticoida; Harpacticidae. The transcript is spliced from 7 exons. Gene Ontology annotation, biological process: transposable element silencing; germ-line stem cell division. The coding region runs from base 152 to 3373 and encodes 1073 amino acids.